UAAUAAUAACUUAAAAUCAUUUAUUGAGCUUGCAGAUUAAGUGCGUGUAGUGAUUAAUCAAGCAAUUAAUAUCAUAUAUGGAGGCUUUGUACAGAUGUAUGUUGGUAGUUGUUCUUGGGGCACUGAUGAUUGAACAAGCGGUGGCAGCACAGCACGUCGUGGGUGGUAGCCAAGGUUGGGAUGAAUCCACAGAUUUCGAAUCCUGGGCAUCUGCUAAUACAUUCAAGGUCGGAGAUCAACUAGUGUUUAGGUACAAUCCGGGACUGCAUAGCGUGGUGGAAUUAGGGAGCGAAAGCGCGUACAAGAGCUGCGACACAAGCAGUUCGGUGAACAGUUUGAGCGGCGGAAACGACGUGGUGAAGCUAAACAAGGCCGGCAGCCGCUACUUCGCUUGCGGCACGGCGGGACAUUGCGAGCAGGGAAUGAAGCUCAAGGUUACAAUCGUCACCGGAAAUGCGCCGUCCAAUCCCGCGUCUACUACCUCCACUUCUUCUGCUCCUCAUCUCUUAUUACCACCUUUCGUUUUCUUUUUCGUUGCUGCACUCCUGCUACCCCAACUCCACCUACUGUAGUGUAUUAUAUUUUGCAUUAUAUAUAUUCUUUUGGGUUACGUUUGAGAAUUUCAUCUGGAGUGCGUAGCUAGUUAGUAUAUAUGUUGUAAUACAAUCAUAUUCCUGCUUCUAUCACAAUUAUAUGAAUAAAUAUAUGAGAUACAUCUUUGUAUUUUCAUAAAAAUUUAGAGCCA
Molecule: messenger RNA, 745 nt
Organism: Ipomoea triloba (trilobed morning glory)
Lineage: Eukaryota; Viridiplantae; Streptophyta; Magnoliopsida; Solanales; Convolvulaceae
Product: basic blue protein
Exons: 2
Coding region: 78-572 (164 amino acids)
Cellular component (GO): plasma membrane
Molecular function (GO): electron transfer activity
Source: RefSeq, a predicted model, not a curated record